AUGGCAAGGCUGCGGAAGAGGAAGAGGGGGACGGGGAGGGGGAGGGGCGUGAGGUGGCUGAGCCACUACUCAUCGGGGCAAAGCAUUCUGAUCGUCGGAGACGGGGAUUUCUCCUUCUCGCUGGCUCUCGCCGCCGCGUUCGGGACGGGCCGGAACAUCGUCGCGACGUCGCUGGACUCCUAUGAGGCUCUGUCUCGCAAGUAUAUCAAAGCACAAUCAAAUUUAAUGCGGUUGAAGAGAAUGCAUGCCACGGUUUUGCAUGGUAUCGAUGCAAAUACAAUGAAGGGACAUACUGAUCUGAAGAUGAGACUAUUUGAUCGGAUUGUCUUUAAUUUUUCUCAUGCUGGAUUCAGUGGAAGAGAGUGUGAGAUGCACGUCAUCAGAUCGCACAGGGAGCUGGUGAGGGGGUUCUUUGGCAACGCGCGAGAGCUGCUUCAGCCGUAUGGUGAAAUCCACAUUAGCAACAAGACAGGACAUCCUUACGACCGGUGGGAUAUUGAGCAACUCGCCUCAGAAUCUUCUCUGGCUAUGAUUGACAUAGUUAGUUUCCAGAAACAAGACUACCCUGGCUAUAACCCGAAGAGAGGAAGCGGUGCAAAGCCCAACAAACCAUUCCCUCUUGGUGACUGCAGCACAUACAAGUUCAUCGCGAAACAUAAUGAUGCUCAAGAAGAACGUGCAUGUUGCUCCUACAUUUGCCAAGAUACAUAUGUCUCGCCGUACUUUGACUAUGCGAGCGGUCUCGCCGCACUCGGAGCUGGGAAUGGGGGGCACCUUGCAUACUGAUGAAAUGUAGUGAACCGGUCCUCGUACUAAGGUUGUGUUAACAAACUGGUUCUGAAACCUGGGAUGCUUUUGGUGAACUUGAUGUGGGACGACUUUUCAUGUCAUGGAGUACCUUCGGACUUCCAUGGACAUGGCAUGGCCCGUGCUGAUAUGAAGCACCAUCCAUUACUGUAAUUAACUAGAGGCACUGCUGAAAG
Triticum dicoccoides is the source of this 983-nucleotide messenger RNA. RefSeq names its product heavy metal-associated isoprenylated plant protein 41-like. Gene Ontology annotation, molecular function: rRNA (uridine-N3-)-methyltransferase activity. Lineage: Eukaryota; Viridiplantae; Streptophyta; Magnoliopsida; Poales; Poaceae. Gene Ontology annotation, biological process: rRNA base methylation. Bases 1 to 786 code for a protein of 261 amino acids. Gene Ontology annotation, cellular component: cytoplasm. The record is from RefSeq and is a predicted model, not a curated record. The transcript has 3 exons.